Helobdella robusta is the source of this 789-nucleotide messenger RNA. RefSeq lists its product as hypothetical. Lineage: Eukaryota; Metazoa; Annelida; Clitellata; Rhynchobdellida; Glossiphoniidae. Bases 1 to 789 code for a protein of 262 amino acids. The transcript is spliced from 3 exons. The record is from RefSeq and is a predicted model, not a curated record.
AUGAUGUUUAAUGUAACUGAAGGAGAUAAUGACAGAGAUCGAGUCAAGGAAAUAAUCAAGAAACUGUCGAGUGAUAUCAAAGAUUCUGAUAUGAAAAGAAUAAUAAGACUGGGUAAAAGGGUUGAAUCAACAAAUAGGCCAAUUUUGAUAGUGAUGGAUAACAUUUCAGCUAAAGAGUUGGUGAUGAAGAGUUCAUACAAACUUAAGCAAAUGUCUGAAGAACUUAGUAAGGUAUGGAUUGCCAAUGAUCUGACUGCUGAACAGAGGAGUGAAUUGAAAAGUUUGAUUGCUAAUGCAAAGUCAAGAGAAGCUGCAUGUACGGGAGGUUUUUUAUACAGGGUCAGAGGACCUGUGGGAAAGUGGCGGAUCGUGAGUUUCAAAAAAUUACCUGUGUUAAAGACUUUUGAGGCAUUAGCCAUUAAAUUAAAAAUAAAUGGAACUCAUAUUGUUUUAUUGGCUGUUUAUAGACCAGGAUCGGCUUUAAUUUCAUCUUUAUUCUUUCAGGAACUUGUUGCUGUUUUAGAGAUAAUAUCCUUGCUUAGUAACAAUGUUGUCUUAGCUGGUGAUUUUAGUGUGCAUGUAGAGAAACACAUGAAUCCUCACAGUGUGUCAUUAUGUGAGGUUUUUGGUAAUUUUAAUCUUGUUAAUAGAAUAAAUGAACCAACGCAUGAAUUAGGAGGUGUGUUAGACCUGAUUAUCACUUCUAUGUCUUUUCCAGUUUUCGAUAUUCGAGUUCUGCCUCCGGGAGUUUUCUCUGAUCAUGGAUGGUUCGAUCUUGGAAAAACAUGA